Molecule: messenger RNA, 1668 nt
Organism: Aspergillus udagawae
Lineage: Eukaryota; Fungi; Ascomycota; Eurotiomycetes; Eurotiales; Aspergillaceae
Product: CwfJ domain protein
Exons: 2
Coding region: 1-1668 (555 amino acids)
Biological process (GO): mRNA splicing, via spliceosome
Cellular component (GO): post-mRNA release spliceosomal complex
Molecular function (GO): RNA lariat debranching enzyme activator activity
Source: RefSeq, a predicted model, not a curated record
AUGGCUUCGAAAAUUGUCGUGAUUGGGAGUGUGAACUGUGAGCUGCGUGAAGUGUUCACCAAGCUCGCCAAGUUACACAUCAAGCAGAACUUCUCAAUUGCGAUCAUUGUUGGGGAUCUUUUCGGAGAUUGCUCGACGGAGCAUGAGCUGGACGAGAUCACUGCCCUGUUGCAGGGAAACAUCAGCGUACCCCUACCAACCUACUUUGGGUUAGGCAAUCGACCCCUUCCCACCAGGAUAGUGGAAAGGAUCGAGGCGAACGACGAAGUUUGCCCGAAUCUGUACUUUUUGGGCAAACGGGGUACUCUUAAGACAGCAGAAGGAAUCCGUCUUGUUGCUCUUGGUGGUAACCUCGAGGCAGACAGCAAAGCAACCAAUAAGUUCCAUCCCGGCUACACGGAAUCGGACGCCAGGGCACUUUACGGAGCCCACAGUGCGGACAUCCUGAUCACUCACCAAUGGCCCAAGGGCAUCCGAACCGGUUCCAGUGCGCCGUUACCAGAGGAUGCCAAAGUGCCCGAGGAGGUGCAAUGCAUCGCAGACCUCUGCUCUACCUUGAAACCUCGAUAUCAUCUUUCCUCAUCCGAUGGAUUCUUCUACGAGCGUGAGCCAUUCUUCCACAUGCCAUCAGAGGAUAACCCGGACGCCAAACCCCUCACUCGCUUCAUCAGUCUGGCAUCCUACAGCAAAACAUCCAAACAAAAAUGGAUGUACGCCUUCACGCUGGAUCCCAGGGCCCCGCCACCCCUUACCAUCCCCGUAGGCGCUACUGCAACCCCUCUGGCUCCCAUUCAAGUCAAGCGAAAAGGCCUUCCACCUCAGCGGGAAUCUUACCACCGCUUUGCAGGCAUCGAAGAAGACCACAGCCGGCCGCGCAAGCGCGCCCGAGCCCCUCCCCCAGGGCCAGAGCAAUGCUUCUUCUGCCUCUCCAACCCCAACAUCGCAACCCAUCUCAUCACCUCCAUCGGCAACGAAAGCUACCUCACAACCGCCAAGGGGCCCCUCUCCACCGCCAAAACGUUCCCCUCCCUCAACUUCCCCGGCCACAUCCUCAUCAUCCCAUUCACCCACACCCCCACCCUCUCCAGCAUCAUAGACCAGACAGCCCGCCAAUCAACCUACGCCGAAAUGCAGCGCUACCGCUCCGCCCUGCACGCCAUGCUCCAGCAGCGCAGCAACGGCGCCCUCGGAGCCGUCACCUGGGAAGUCAGCCGCGGAACCGGCAUCCACAUCCACUGGCAAUUCCUGCCCGUCCCCGCCGACCUGAUCAAACGCGGGCUCGUCGACGCCGCCUUCAGAGUCGAGGCCGAGAACCUCAAGUACCCCAAAUUCGAGCGUCCGUCCGCGACCGCCGACCCCAGCAGCGAACCGGGCGAUUUCUUCCGCCUUUGGAUCUGGGAGCCCCCCGCCGCCUCCGCGGUGGAAACUGAGAACCCCGAAGGGUCGGACGGUGCCACCACCAAAGGAACGGAGAACACUCUCCUCCUCCCGCUCGGGGCGGAAUUCCGGUUUGAUAUCCAGUUUGGGCGGCGGGUGAUGGCGAAACUGAUGGAGUUGGAGAACCGGAUGAACUGGAAGGAUGGGGUGCAGCCGCAGGAAGAGGAGGAGGCAGAUGCUGCUGCGUUCAAGGAAGCAUUCAAGGAGUUUGAUUUCUCGUUGCAGGAGUGA